UUUCCCAUAAACCACAUGCCCCCACAAGUCCUCUUAAAAGGCUGUGCCGAGGAGCUGGCCAGUGGAGACCGGCUGGUGGAAAGUGAAAGUUGCCUGGGUGCUCACGGCGCCGCCGCCCGCUUUCCGCACCCCCGGGACUGCAGCGCGGCCCUCGGCCGGGGCGCGGGCUCUGCGGCGGCCAACGAGCGAGCGAGCGAGGGCGGCCGACGCGCCCGGCCGGGACCCAGCUGCCCGUAUGACCGCGCGGGGCGCCGCCGGGCGCUGCCCUCCCACGACAUGGCUGAGCCGCCUGCUGCUGCUGGUCUGUCUCCUGGUGAGCAGGAGUAUUACCGAGGAGGUGUCAGAGCGCUGUAGCCACAUGAUUGGGAACGGACACCUGCAGUUCCUGCAGCAGCUGAUUGACAGUCAGAUGGAGACUUCGUGCCAAAUUGCCUUUGAGUUUGUAGACCAGGAGCAGUUGAAAGAUCCCGUGUGCUACCUUAAGAAGGCCUUUCUCCUAGUGCAAGACAUAAUGGAGGACACCAUGCGCUUCAAAGACAAUACUCCCAAUGCCAAUGUCAUCGUGACGCUCCAGGAACUCUCUCUGAGGCUAAGCAGCUGCUUCACCAGGGACUAUGAAGAGCAGGACAAGGCCUGUGUACGAACUUUCCAUGAGACACCCCUCCAGUUGCUGGAAAAGAUCAAGAAUGUCUUUAAUGAAACAAAGAAUCUCCUUAAAAAGGACUGGAACGUUUUCAGCAAGAACUGCAACAAGAGCUUUGAGAAAUGCUCCAGCCAAGAUGUGGUGACCAAGCCUGAUUGCAACUGCCUGUACCCCAAAGCCACCCCUACCAGUGACCUGGCCUCUGUCUCCCCUCAGCAGCCCCUUGCCCCCUCCACGGCCCCCAUGGCUGGCUUGACCCGGGCUGACUCUGAGGGGACAGAGGGCGGCUCCCUCUUGCCCAGUGAGCUGCCCCUCCGCACAGUGGACCUGGACCCGGGCACUGCCAAGCAGCGACCACCCAGGAGCACCUGCCAGAGCUUUGACUCUCCAGAGCCCCCGGGUGUAGAGGCCAGUCCUAUCGGAGACUCAUCUCAGCCCCAGUCCUCUGCCGGGGCCCCCACCCCUGGGAUGGAGCACAUUCUUGACUCUGUGUUAGGCACUAACUGGACCCUAGAAGAGGCCUCCGGAGAGGCUAGUGAGGGUCCCGUACCCCAAGGGGCAGAGCUUUCCUCCUCCAGGCCGGGAGGAGGCAGCAUCCAGGCCAAGAUGACCGCCAGGCCCAGUGACCUCUUGUCAGCAUCUUUUCCAUUGUCCUACUCAGCCAGGAGCCAGCAGCCAGAGGACAUGACUAGCAUACCCCUGCCCACGGUGGGCCCUGCGAGACCCACUGGCCAGGCCCAGAGUCAUACACCUGAGAAGACAGACCGUCCAUCUGCCAAGCCCAGAGACCACCAGGAGCCAGGCUCUGCCAGGACCCCGUCGCGGCCCCCACGAAGCCUCAGCAGUCUCAGGACCCCGUCACGGCCUCCACGAAGCCCCGGCAGUCCCUCGGCCCUCUCUGCACAGCCAGGUCUUCCCGGAAGCCACUCCUGGGGCCAUGUGCUGCCCCUCAGGGAGUUGGAGGGCAGAAGGAGCACCAGGGAUCGGAGGAGCCCCACAGAGCUGGAAGGACAAGCAAGUGAGGGGCACAGGCCCUCGGCCCGCUUUAAUUCCGUUCCUUUGACUGACACAGGCCAUGACAGGCAGCAGGAGGGACCCUCAGACCCUCAGCUCCCCGGGUUUGUCUUCCGCCUGCUGGUGCCCAGCAUCAUCCUGGUCCUGCUGGCCGUCGGCGGCCUCCUGUUCUACAGGCAGAGACGGCGGAGCCAUCGAGAGCCUCAGACAGUGGAUUCUCCCAUGGAGCGACCAGAGGGCAGCCCCCUGACCCAGGAUGAGGACAGACAGGUGGAGCUUCCAGUAUAGAGGGGUUUCUAAGCUGGGCGCACAGGACAGUCUCUCCAUGGGACGAGACAUCACGGGGGCGUCCACCACCACCCCUCCCCAGCCAUUCUCCUCGCAAUGUGGCCUGCCCACCACGAGAGCUCCUGACCAGAGCAGCGAGGCUGGAGUCCCUCUGCCCUCGACCCUCAGACUCUGGACUGACCAGGAGAGGGCUGGAGGUUGCCCUCCACGCUGCUGAUAUUUAUCGUGGGCCCUGGCGGCUCCCAUCCACUGGAGGAAGGCUGGGAAGCUCGGCUGAGGACCCUCUGCGCCUCAGGGGCUGUGUUCUCCUCCUACUCCCCUCCAAGCCACACCUGGGCCAGGGACCCAGAUGCCUGUAGGACGUGGGAGAGCAGGGUGGGCACCGAGGAAUGAAAGAGCCCUUUGCCCAGAGGACCGCCUGGUGCCUAGGGAUGAUGCCAGCACCGACAAGCAGGGACUUGUCUCCAGCGAGAGAAGCAUGAGAUUGGCAGGGCGGGACAGCGUCAGCUGGAUUUCCCGUAAAGGUGUGCGGCCCAAAAGACGGGAAGAGAAGGCCUCUGGGCCUGUUGGUCUGCACUGACAGCCUGGAGCGUGUCUGCACCCUCCGCUUGCCCAAGUGCCCUCUGCUGGUUGCCAGACAGAGAGGAGAGGUCAGCCCUGCCCUCGGGACCUGUCUGGCUUGGCUCCAAUGCCAAGGGGAAGACCAGGCUCUGGGAUCUGCCCCACUUUCCCUCCAGCCCUGCCAGAGCUUCUCCGGGAGGCUGCGCAGAGGCUCCCCUCACGAAGGAAGCCAUUGCACUGUGAAUACUGAACCUGCCUGCUGAACAGCCUGCCCCGUCCAUCCCUGUGAGCGAACAUCUGUCCGGCCUCCUGCCCCUCCAGCCUCUCGCCAGCUUCCUGCACUGAGUGCCCGAGCCGGCCUUGCCUGUCGACUGAGGGAGCCCCUAAGCCCUGACCUUCUGCUGACCCAGGCUUCGACUCCCCAGGGUGGAUGGGGUGGGAGAACUGCCUGGGCUGCCAGCCAGAGCUGGUCUUUAGGCUGCGUUGUUCGCCCAGGUUUCUGCAUCUUGCACUUUGACAUUCCCAGGAGGGAAGUGACUGUGGGAGGGCGGGCAGGGAGGGCAGAGGCAGACCCAGGAGGAGGCUGCGGGGUGAACUCUGACUGAAAAUGGGUCUUUGCAAUUAUGGGUAUACCGCUGAGGUGGGGGGAGGCAUCUGCACCCUGACCCUCCGGCCCAAGUCUCCUUCCCUGCACCAGGCCCCGCCCCCCUCAUAGCAGCAGGGCAGUGCUGGCAGGCACCCCGGUUGUCCCCGUGGAAGCCCUGAGGCUGGCCUUGCUCUCCAGCAUCUCAGCGCGGCACCCAGCUCCCAUUCUCAUCCCCCCUCUCUUCCCCCACCUGGGUAGGCAGUGAUACCCCCAGCUCUCACCCCUACACUGUCUCUCUGGCCGGGCCAGCCGGGGUGGGAGAGGGACCGGGUAUCUGCUUCCAAUUCUGUCCUGAGGGCUUCAGCUUCCUGGGCCAGCCUGUGGCCACUGUUCUGAGAACUGGCAGCAGGUGACAGGGCUGCUGAUUGCCCUUGGUCUCUUUGUGCUGCUGCAAUCCCUCCUCUCUGCUGCCCUGGGCCCUCCGCCGAGAGAUCCCACCCUUCCUGGCCCCUGGGCCGAGGCCCAUGACUUUUCUUCCUGCCCUCGAAAGUUGGGGUCUGCUGGCCCCCACCGCCCCUGCCCUGCCGCUCUCAGGCGAAGAAAGAGCAGCGGGGAACUUGCCCUGUGGGGGCUCCUUCUAGUCACAGACUCUGUUUUUGAUGCUAGAGUAUAUGUAUUUAAAAGUGAAAGGGAAAAAAAAAAAACCCACAGAAAAAAGGCAUUCCUCCCCCACCCCAAACAUAUAGUAUUUUAAAAGUCAAGAAAGCAAAUCCAACUCCUUGCAGAAGCUCUUUGUGGGCGCUUGGUGACACAGGUGCGGGAGGGGCCCCGGACCUCUGGGCUGCUCCCCCGGCUACCUGCACAGGAAUCCCUUCUUUGAGAAAGCCGAGAGGGAACAUUGGCUCACACACUGUGAGAUUUUGUUUUUAUACUUGGAAGUGGUGAAUUAUUUUAUAUAAAGUCAUUUAAAUAUCUAUUUAAAAAAUAGGAAGCUGCUUAUAUAUUUAAUAAUAAAAGAAGUGCACAGGCUGCCACGUGUGAGUCAUGGGAAAAGUGCUUUUGGGGCGUGGGUGGCAAAAACGGGGGUAGGCAGGCAGGAGCUGCUGGGCCAGCCCCAGCUCAGAAAGCUUUUUCCAGGGUACACGGGGAAGGAGGGUUCUCCCCAGGUCCCAGUCCCGUUACCAAAACCCCCUGCGUUAUUGCUGUCCCAAACACACGCAUCGGCAUGUCUGUUUAAUGGGAAAGUGGACAGAAACUAGCCAAGCCUCAGGCCUGGCCAGCGGCCCCCGCUCCAGCCCAGCCUCGCCCAGCCUGGGAAAAUGGCUGGUUGGGCUCUGUCCAAGGUCCCCAGACCUGCAAGGACCAGGCUUCUUGACCACUGACCCCUGCUGUCCGGCGAGGGGACGGGGGGCUCUGUCCUAGCGGGGGUCAGGUGGUUGAACGCAGCCUCGACUGGGAGGUGGGUGAGGCCGGCAUGGGGAGAGCCGGCAGGCUGUGCGAAGGGUCUUAGGGCCUGCCCCUCUUACUGGGCAGUGUGGCCUUAACUGGGGGAGCGGUGUUGGGGAAAGUCAGGGUGACUGAAGGCACAGCCCACUCCCCUGAACUAGCCCUGUGAAACAAGGACCUCCCCACCUGUGAGAGAGAGGUGGACAAAGCUUCCAACCAAUGGUCCUCAACCCUGGCUCACCUGAGAAACACUGGAGUUGUUUUCAAAGAACAGCUGAUGCCCAACACCCCCCCCCCCCCGCCCCCAGAUCAACAAAAUCAGAAUCACAGGAUAAAGGCUCGGGCACCGGGCAUCAGAAAUUCUGCAAGGCAUCUUAAAUGAUUCAAAUGUGAUCCAGAGUGAGAAGCGCAUAGAGGUGCGUUGUCUGACACGGGGACUAAGUUGAAAUGACUUACCACGAAAUAAAAGGAAACAUCCAGUUCUUCAGUCACGCUGGCCACAUUUCAAAGGCUCGCUAGCCACACACGUGGCUACCCUGUUGGAUAGCACAGAAACAGAACAUUUGCACCAUUGCAGAAAUCUUAUUGGACGGUGCUGACUAAAAGGUUGGGUCCCUGCACUUAGGGGACUGAGGUUGUAAGGUCAGGACCGGCCCCAAAGAAACUUGGCCAGGGACUAAGUUCCCAGGUGUCUCUGUCAUCCCUCUUUACACCCUUAGCCCCCGCUACCACCCUAUCCCUCAUCAUUUCUCGUAAGCAUUUCCAAUCAUUUAUGAAAAGCCCCUCAGAAAAGAUUCUUGAAGAAACUUAUUCAUAUUUUUUCCUUAAAAGUCCCCUCCUCUGAGAUGCUUUCCCAGCCUGACCCAGGCCUCUGAGGCCCACCCAGGCUUAGUUCCUUCCUCCUCUGUGUUCCAACAGACUGAGAGCCUGUUAAUGGGUCUGUCUGUCCCACCAGGCCGUGAACUGUAGCAGGAGCCGUGCCACAGCCCUCUCUCAUCCCAACGCCCAAGAGUAUCUGGCGCUCAGUAGGUGUUCGAUAAGCGCGUGUCAAAAGGUUAAUACUGAAUGUGUGAAUGAAGGCAUAAUAAUGCGAA
Felis catus (domestic cat) is the source of this 5632-nucleotide messenger RNA. It is a transcript of the gene CSF1, whose product is annotated as colony stimulating factor 1. Bases 236 to 1945 code for a protein of 569 amino acids. Gene Ontology annotation, cellular component: membrane. Lineage: Eukaryota; Metazoa; Chordata; Mammalia; Carnivora; Felidae. The record is from RefSeq and is a predicted model, not a curated record. Gene Ontology annotation, biological process: osteoclast differentiation; positive regulation of macrophage differentiation. The transcript is spliced from 9 exons. Gene Ontology annotation, molecular function: growth factor activity; cytokine activity.